AUGAGUGAGGGCCCGGUGCAGCGCAGGAGGGGGAGAAGAGAAGCUCUACUGUACAUACUGGGAUUAUCGCUGGUGUUAUACUGCAGCGUUCAGCUCAUCUUCAGCAUCGCUGACUCUUAUCCGGAGGAGCAAAUGUCCAGAGUACGACGAGCUGUGGAGAACGGGAGUCGGUGUGUUCCUCCGCAGUCGUCUGAAUUCCCAGACGGAUUUUUUACAGAACAGGAACAGAAGGACGGAGGGAUCGUUAUUUAUUUUAUUAUUAUUUUCUACAUGCUGCUGGCCGUCUCGGUCGUGUGUCAUGAUUAUUUCUUACCAUCUCUCGAAGUCAUCAGCGACCGGCUGGAUCUCUCUCAGGAUGUUGCCGGUGCCACUUUCAUGGCAGCAGGAAGCUCCGCACCUGAACUUGUCACCGCAUUUCUGGGUGUGUUUGUAACGAAGGGUGAUAUCGGUGUGAGUACCAUCGUGGGCUCGGCGGUUUAUAACCUGCUGGGUAUCUGUGCUGCGUGUGGACUCUUAAGUUCAGCGGUGAGUCGGUUGAGUUGUUGGCCGUUAUUUAGAGAUUGUGUAGCGUACGCCAUCAGUGUAGCCGCUGUGAUCGCCAUCAUCUCUGAUAACCGAGUUUACUGGUACGACGCCGUGUGUCUGUUGCUGGUGUACGGCGUGUACAUCGCGGUCCUGUGCUUUGAUCUGAGGAUCAGUGAGUACAUGAUGAGGAGGUUCAGUCCCUGCUGUACGUGUUUGGGGAAGGGUGAGGAGGAACGAUCUGAACGCCGGCUGCUUUACGACUGGGGCGACGGUGACCAACAGACGAGUCUCCGAGCGUCCCGACGCUCCCGUACAGACAGUGGUAUCUUCCAGGAUGACUCCGCCUACUCCAACCUGUCUCUCAGCCUGCAUGGACUGAAUGACCUGCACGAAGAAUCGAGGAGUGUGUUCAGAAUGCCGGAGAACGAUCUGAAGAGGAUAUUUUGGGUGUUGUCUCUGCCUGUGAUCGUGCUGCUGUACCUGACCGUACCCGACUGUAGGAAGCGUUUCUGGAAGAGGUUCUACAUGAUAACGUUCGCCAUGGCGGCUGUCUGGAUCGCCGCCUUCACCUACGUGCUGGUGUGGAUGGUCACCGUCGUAGGGGAGACGUUGGGGAUCCCAGAUACCGUGAUGGGACUCACACUGCUGGCAGCAGGAACCAGCAUCCCAGACACGAUCGCCAGUGUGAUGGUGGCGCGAGAGGGUAAAGGAGACAUGGCCAUGUCCAACAUCGUGGGUUCGAACGUCUUCGACAUGCUGUGUUUGGGCUUGCCCUGGUUCAUAAAGACCGCCUUCGUGGACACGUCGUCGCCGGUGAUGGUGAACAGCGCCGGCCUGGUCUUCACCACCUCCUCGCUUCUCCUGUCCAUCCUCAUCCUCUUCGUGGCCACUCACGUCAACGGCUGGAAGCUGGACAGGAAGCUGGGCGCGGCGUGCCUCCUGUUCUACGUCCUGUUCGCCACCAUGUCCAUCCUGUACGAGCUCGGGAUCGUGGGGAACGGUCCCGUCCGCGGGUGCGGCGCCGACUGACCUCGGAUCGACGACUUACGAACCUCAAAAACUGUAAUAUCGCCACAGGACAGCUGACCUCACGUUGGACUUACAAAGACUGACCUCAGUUCAGUUCAUACACUAUACGGCCAAAAGUAUUCG
Trichomycterus rosablanca is the source of this 1677-nucleotide messenger RNA. RefSeq names its product solute carrier family 24 member 5 (gene slc24a5). Bases 1 to 1554 code for a protein of 517 amino acids. The transcript is spliced from 9 exons. Gene Ontology annotation, molecular function: calcium, potassium:sodium antiporter activity; calcium channel activity. The record is from RefSeq and is a predicted model, not a curated record. Gene Ontology annotation, biological process: intracellular calcium ion homeostasis; melanocyte differentiation; calcium ion transmembrane transport. NCBI's taxonomy places the organism in Eukaryota, Metazoa, Chordata, Actinopteri, Siluriformes, Trichomycteridae. Gene Ontology annotation, cellular component: membrane; trans-Golgi network.